AUGGAAAAUUUCCGGUGGGUCAUCCAAAAAAAAAUUUACGUAGGUGAAGAAUGUGUUACAGCCUCUCUGUCGCAGAUGUCAGGACUUAUUAAAUGCCAGAUUCUACCGAACCAGAACUUAUAUCACCCCGUUUUACCGUCAAAAAUGAACAACAAAUUGAUGUUUGUUAACUGUCAAAAAUGUGGUGAAGAUUUCGUUCGAGAAGAGUGUCAGCAUUCUAUUCAAGAAAGAAGCCUAAAAGGAACUUGGGUGAUAGAAGAGGUGCUCAAAGCUAUUGAAAAAGGUUACCAGAUUAUAGAGACUUACGAAAUAUGGGAAUACGAUACAAUUCAGCUCAGUAAAGACCAAGAGGGGUUAUUUAGCGGAAUGAUGAACAAGUUUCUACAAAUAAAACAACAAGCUUCAGGAUGGCCCAAACAUUGCUUAACGGAUGAAGAAAAAAACCGUUAUAUUGAUGCAUUUUUGGAUAGAGAAGACAUAAAGCUGGAAUUUUCAAAAAUUAUAGAGAACCCCUGUUUGAGAUCGUUAGCUAAACUUAUGCUGAAUUCCUUUUGGGGUAAAUUUGCUCAAAAAGAAAACCAAAACAAAACCUCAAUAGUCAGAGACUGUGGUGAAUUCUUUGAUAUGCUGACUAAUCCUUCUAUUCAUGUAAAUACAGUUCUCCCGGUAAACGAAGAAACCCUUCUCAUAACUUGGGAAUUUAGAGAAGAGGCCUAUGACGUUUCUUCAACGGUUAACGUUGUAUUGGCUUCAUAUGUCACGGCCCUAGCUAGACUAAAAUUAUAUUCAUUCUUGGAGAAAGUGGAAGAAAGGGCAGUUUACGUAGAUACAGAUUCAUGUAUUUAUAUCUCUCGUAAGGGAUUAGACGACAUAUCUACAGGCGACUUCAUAGGUGAUAUGACCGAUGAGCUCAAUGGGGGUUUCAUAUCAGAGUUUGUUUCUGGAGGACCUAAGAACUACGCCUACAAAUAUACUACUUUGUCUGGAGAGGAACAGAUCGUAUAG
Messenger RNA from Acanthoscelides obtectus, 1005 nucleotides. Lineage: Eukaryota; Metazoa; Arthropoda; Insecta; Coleoptera; Chrysomelidae. The record is from the annotation of a GenBank genome assembly.